AUGCCGGCGGUAAACAAGACGCCUAUUCUGCUGCGUUAUGGGAUAGAAAUUGGAGGCAGUGACAAUUUGGGCGUCUUCAGCCAGAGCAACAUGCCCACCCCACCCAGUGCUGUCCUUCCCCAGCCGAAAAGCACUCUAGAGGCCUUGGAACAGCGAAUGACCAAGUACAAGGAGGCUUACGCUCAGGCUAGAGCCAAUGGGGCUGACCGCAAGGCCAGAAUGCACGAGCGCAUAGCCAAGCAAUACCAAGGUGCCAUCCGAGCUCACAAAGCCGGGAGAGCCGUAAACCUGGAAGAGCUACCUGUCCCACCUGGCUUUCCUCCAAUCCAUGGGCAGGAGAGGGAGAGAAGUGAACAGGACUUUUCUGGAAUGUUAGACGCUGCCAACAAAUUGGCUAUGGAAGAGGGCGAAGGGGAUGAAGAUAAGGAACAGUUACAUGUGAAGAAGCCAUCGGUCAAACAAAAGCCCAGGAAGCCGAUGCUUGCAGUGUGUCCUAUAGCACAUGACAGCGCUCAGUCAGCAAAGCAGUCCUGCAUGGCCAUCCCAUGCCAAUCAGACACAAAGAACAGCCGGGGGGAAGGACUGUCUUCCCAAGCCCAUCAGCAGCUUGACUUUGUGGAUGGCCACAGGAAGCAGACCAUGAAGGUGGGAGUGCAGGCCAAGCAGAAGGAUGACCUGGAGCAGGACAGGCAUUGCAUACGCACUGUCAGUGGGAAUAUCGCUGAUGUCACAAAGGAGGCUCUGUCAUUGGUGCCAUUUCUUCCCACAGAUGAAGAUGAUGAUUUUGUCAUGAUUAAUCAUACUGACGUCCAAAUCUCUCAGAGGGCUGACCAGGUAUAUUCUCAGCUGUCCACGCUGCUGAAGGAACAGUAUGAGAAAUGUGCAAAUUAUUCCAGGCAGUUCUCCCAUCUAGGAAACAUCACAGAGACCAUAAAGUUUGAGAAAAUGGUGGAGAGCUGUAAGAAAAACAUGGAGACCCUGGAGCAGUCACAGGCACAGGGGCGGGACCCCCCAAAACACUACUUUGAGAAGAGGACCUACAGGAUCACCAGGAUCUUUCCAGAACUCAGCAGCACGGAGAUGGUGGUGACCAUUGUGAAAGGGAUGAAUCUUCCAGCCCCUCAAGGUCUGUCAGCUCAACAGCUUAAUGCCUUUGUCAGAUUUGAGUUCCCAUACCCCAGCUCUGAACAACCCCAAAGCCAUAAAACCACAGCCAUCCGGAAAACCAGCAGUCCAGAGUUCAAUCAGAGCUUCACACUGACCAUCAACAGGAACCACAGGGGCCUCCGGAGGGUCAUCCAGUCCAAGGGACUCAAACUGGAGGUGGUGCACAAAGGGGGCUUCCUGAGGAGAGACAAGCCUGUGGGCUGUGCACUCCUGAAGUUGGGCAAACUGGAAACGGAAAGCGAAAUGCGAGACAUAAUUGAGAUCACUGAGGGGCGGAAGACCACGGGGGGGCGUCUGGAGGUUCGGGUGCGGCUACGAGAGCCGUUGAGUGCACAGGACCUGCAGACCACCACAGAGCACUGGCUGGUCCUAGAGCAACCCCAGGUUCUAUAAAUGACUUUUUGAAAGGUGUCUCGCAAGAUGGAAGGACGCCUGGUCAAUCAAAAACAGUAAUAGGAAAGUAACAGGAGACUUGGAGGACUCACUGAAUGUUAAUGCUGUUGGAGCUGCCCUGGUUCUUGCAUUGGGACAUAAUGUGUAAUGAAUGCAUCCCCUCAUUGUGCCUGUACAUAGAAAGAUGCUCAUAUAUAGUUCACAACCCUAUGAGAGGGUUGUGAACCCUGACAUUUUGAAAGCAGGUCAAGAGAGCAUGCGUUACAUUUUAUUGUUCCAUUAAGCACUUACCUGUACAUUCCAAAACAAAUUCCCAUGAAUACCAUACUACAUUGCUAUGUAUGGUAUUUUUGUGUAUCAUUUAUUUCCUACAGUAUAUUCAGCUGAAAUGAUACGCAAUAUACUAAAACUCAUAUGUUCAACUGAAAUGUAAUGUUGUCUUAGUAUUAGGCAAUGUAAAUGUAUGAACCUAAACCAUUGUAAGUGAAAACAACAUUUUUACGAUGUUUACUUGCUAAACUGGCAAAAUGAAAGCACUGGCUGAAAAAUGUAUGCCUAUAAGUACAUGUUAGUGUAACACACUCUGAUGGACUACGGUUGUAAUUUUGCUCUAGUUCUAGUGUUGUUUUCUCACCAUGUUUAAAGCACUUUUGAAUGUGGCUUUGGAUAAAAGCAUUUGCCAAAUUACUAAAUUGUGAUCUUCUAUACUUUCCUCUCUCAUUUUCCUCUCAGUCAUCGCCUCCUCUACCCAUUUCUACAGUCUCUGCAUGCUGCAUUCUCCAUAACUCUCUGCCUCCAUCCUUGCCACCAGUGUCACUACCUUCUGUAUCACUGGGCCUUCAUUGCGAUAUUGUACUUUUGUAUCCUGCAAGUAACACAA
Messenger RNA from Anguilla anguilla (European eel), 2440 nucleotides. RefSeq names its product coiled-coil and C2 domain-containing protein 1B-like. Gene Ontology annotation, cellular component: nucleus. NCBI's taxonomy places the organism in Eukaryota, Metazoa, Chordata, Actinopteri, Anguilliformes, Anguillidae. The transcript is spliced from 17 exons. The coding region runs from base 1 to 1560 and encodes 519 amino acids. The record is from RefSeq and is a predicted model, not a curated record. Gene Ontology annotation, molecular function: RNA polymerase II cis-regulatory region sequence-specific DNA binding; DNA-binding transcription repressor activity, RNA polymerase II-specific. Gene Ontology annotation, biological process: regulation of transcription by RNA polymerase II.